Molecule: messenger RNA, 1065 nt
Organism: Lachancea meyersii CBS 8951
Lineage: Eukaryota; Fungi; Ascomycota; Saccharomycetes; Saccharomycetales; Saccharomycetaceae
Source: the annotation of a GenBank genome assembly
AUGACCGAGGCGUAUCAAAUAGACGAAGCGGAGGUACAAAACCAGAUCAGACAGUUUUCCAGCGCCGCUCUACGGCAGAGAAGUGGGAAUUUUCCCAGGUUGAAACGGUCAAGAGACGGCUCUGUCUUCCCUGCUACUGAUGGCGCCACGACGAAUAGAGGCAAUAAGCUACUACAAAACUCCGAGGGGGUGAAGCGAACCUCGCUACGAAACCAUGGUGGGAGCCGAGACAGUCAUGUUUUUUACAACGGAUCGGUGCACAAACUUUUAGCUCGAAACCGUCGGGGUGACGAGGCUUACGACGACGACGAGGACAACAGUUGCAGUGCCGACCUGCACGAAUUAGUCAACGUGAGACAGAUUCUGGCUCCUAUUUCUUCUCUCGAAGACAUUGCGAAACACCCAGCUAUAUCAAAAACGUUCCAAAGCAGCGUGCUCGGAGAACUUGCGCUGCAGGCGGUGCUAAUGAUUAAGAAAGAACAGAGCAACGUUGUGUCGUUUUCGAAGCUUUUAGAGGCAUUUUUGGGAGACUACCCGGGACCAUUGGUGGAGUCGAAAUUGAAGCUGGAGGAAUAUGACCACAAUUUAAAAUUGCAGGAUGACGCGGCGUUAGGCGAUGAGACGGUGGGUGAUGCCAAAGCUCAACAGCAGUUGCAGCCCUUAAAGUCUGAACGCGACAGCAUUGAUGGCGAUCCAUUCUUUGCCCUGCCCCAAUUCGACCCAUUAAGUGUCCUUCCCACGGUCAUAUCGCGCAAGCAAGAUUCAACUACGGAAGAGGUGGAAGCUGCAAGACAAUUAGCCCAGAUAGCUCUGCAACGGAACCAGGAGUUUAUCAGGAACCUGCAAAAAAUUCGUAAUUGCAUCGUAAAGGCGCAGCGUAUAAAAGAGCGGAUUUCCAUGUGGGGUCGCGAAUAUGCUGGGAUUCCAGAGGAAGGCUUGACAGUUCCAAAUGCCCUUCAUGUUGUGAAGAGAGGCUUGAUAAGCGCUACAACAAAUAGGACUAUGACAGAAAAGAGAAUAGAUGCCGAAGCAAAGAAUGAGGAUGAUUCGGAGAGACCGAGUUAA